Molecule: messenger RNA, 414 nt
Organism: Microtus oregoni (creeping vole)
Lineage: Eukaryota; Metazoa; Chordata; Mammalia; Rodentia; Cricetidae
Gene: S100a3
Product: S100 calcium binding protein A3
Exons: 3
Coding region: 109-414 (101 amino acids)
Cellular component (GO): cytoplasm
Molecular function (GO): transition metal ion binding
Source: RefSeq, a predicted model, not a curated record
CUAGGCUGGGCUUGGGCUCACCGACAUCGGCUUGCCUCUGCCGUUCAAGCACUGGGAUGAAAGACAUAUUCCACCAUCUAAGCCAACACUUUGGAUUCUCAGGUGAGGAUGACCCGGCCCCUGGAGCAGGCAGUAGCUGCCAUUGUGUGCACCUUCCAGGAGUAUGCUGGGCGCUGCGGGGACAAGCACAAGAUCUGCCAGUCAGAGCUCAAGGAGCUGCUGCAGAAGGAGCUGCCCACUUGGACCCCGAGUGAGUUCCGGGAGUGUGACUACAAUAAGUUCAUGACCCUUCUGGAUACCAACAAGGACUGUGAGGUGGACUUCAGCGAGUAUGUGCGCUCGCUUGCCAGCCUCUGUCUCUACUGCCACGAGUACUUCAAAGACUGCCCCCCUGAGCCCCCCUGCCCCCAGUAG